UGAAUUAAAGUUGAAACAAUAAUAAAAAUUAAUCAGACGUAGUUCCUUGCUUCUUCUCCGUUCUUCAUCCUCUCUGCUGCUUUCUGAAAUGAAUUCUGGUGCUAAUGAAGGUGUAUAUCCUCUGCAUCGCUCUAAAACCAUUCAUCUGGUGAGGCAUGCUCAAGGAUUUCACAAUGUAGUAGGAGAGAAUGACUCCAGUGCAUAUAUGUCUAAGGAACUGUUUGAUCCACAUCUUACCCCUUUUGGUUGGAAACAGGUAGAUAAUCUCCGGAAGCAUGUUCAUGCGUCUGGACUUUUCAAAAAUAUCGAUUUGGUUGUAGUUUCACCUUUGCUUAGGACUAUGCAAACAGCAGUUGGUGCUUUUGGAGGUGAAGCUUCCACUGAUGGGGUUGAUAUGCCACCACUAAUGGCAGAAAAUACUGGCAGUAGUAAUCGUCCUGCAAUUUCAAGCCUAAAUUGUCCUCCAUUCAUUGCUAUGGAGCUUUGUCGAGAGAGUAUGGGUGUUGAUCAUUACAAUAGGAGGAGAAGUAUAAGUGAAUACAAACCCAUGUUCCCAGCAAUUGAUUUUUCAUUGAUAGAAACUGACCGUGAUGUUUGGUGGAGCCUAGAUACUAGAGAAAAAAAGGAAGAUGUUGUAGCCCGGGGGCAGAAGUUUAUGAAAUGGUUGUUGAGACGCGAAGAGAAGGUGAUUGUGGUUGUUUCUCACGCUGUAUUCCUGCAUCGUACACUUCGUGCAUAUGGAGAUGACUGUCAUCCCACACUCAAGAAAGAAAUGUCCAUACCCUUUGACAACUGUGAGCUUCGUUCAAUGGUCAUUGUUGAUCGAAGCAUGAUCGGAUCAGACACUUCAAAGACUGACUUUCCUGGGAAAAUUCCUAGUGGUGCUGAUGUCGCGAGUGAUGUUGUUUAGUAGAGAAUCAUAUCCCCAUUCACAUAUAUCGGAUUAUAAAUCAUCAAUAAACUUAAUAAAAAAAACAUACAACCAUGACAAUUGAUGUCAUGUCAAGUUGUUGCUGAUAUGGUUAUAUGUUUAAUGUUUAGAAAUUAAAUUUUAUUAUCAUACA
Molecule: messenger RNA, 1064 nt
Organism: Helianthus annuus (common sunflower)
Lineage: Eukaryota; Viridiplantae; Streptophyta; Magnoliopsida; Asterales; Asteraceae
Product: phosphoglycerate mutase-like protein
Exons: 10
Coding region: 89-910 (273 amino acids)
Cellular component (GO): cytoplasm
Molecular function (GO): phosphatase activity
Source: RefSeq, a predicted model, not a curated record